AUGAAAUAGAUGACGAUAUAUUGAAAGAGAUCAUAGAUGAGUGGAUGGAUGUCCAUGAAGAUAGAAGUGUAUAUCCAAUCAAAAGACGUAGAUACUUCAAAGAUUUCAGUGCUGAGUCAAAGAUCAACAAAUUCAUAAAAAGGCACCCGUGGAGACUGACUUCUUAUCUUUUGGACGUCGUUCAGAGGGAUUUAUUGACAUUUUUGGUUCACAAAACUAAAAACGUGACAUACGAGGAGGCAUAUAGCCUGUGCUGUCAGACUGAAAUAAAUAUCUUAAAAAAUGGAAAAGGACUAGACAGUUGUGUGAAUCUUACAUUAGAGUUAAAUCAAUGGCAACACGAUUAAACACAUAUUUCAAAGUUUGGCCUUAUACUCAUAUAUAGUCACUACGAUUUAACGUGCUUGCACAGCAUAGCCAUUUUGUAUAUGAUGACCAACAUUUCUGGCCAAACUGUGAAGAGACAGUUUAUGGGAAUAUGUUUUCUUUUUAUAUUUUAAUGACAGACUCUCAUCAUUGAACUCGGGUGCACAAGAUGGAAUGUUUAGCACUCAAAACAUUUUAAUGUGUUAUAGACUAGAGUUAAGAGCAUGCUGAUCAUACAGGCGUACUGGUUAUACACCCUUGGUGUUUUUAAAAGAUAUAUCUCAAGAUAUAUUGUAAGAGUAGAGUCAGUAGACUGAUAGAGGACAAAUGCGGAAAUAAAUCCAUAUGAAUAUAAUAUA
This is a messenger RNA of Owenia fusiformis, 725 nucleotides long. Lineage: Eukaryota; Metazoa; Annelida; Polychaeta; Sabellida; Oweniidae. The record is from the annotation of a GenBank genome assembly.